AUGGCACAAAAUAAUAAAGAAUUAAAUAUAUACCAAAAAUUACAAAACAUUCAAUCAAGAAGUACUGAAGUCCUAAAAGAUAAUUUAAAUAAAUUUCAAAAUUAUAAUUAUUACACUGAAUUUCAAGUUUUAACCUUUUUGAAACCUUUAUUGAAAGAGCAAGGUUUGUCUAUCGAUUUUGCGGAUUUACCUUCUGAAAAUUACAAGGUGGAAUUAGUAGAUAAAAAUUGGAUAGUCCAGUAUUGGAAACAAAUUACUUUAACCAAUGUUGACAAACCAGAAGAAAAAAUUAUUAGCAAGAUUUUUGCCCUUGGUUCUAACCAAGAUAUAUCAAAAGCAAAAGGAUGUGCAGAAACUUAUACAGUGAAAUAUUUUUUGCAGAAGUUGUUUUUAGUUCCUACUAAUGAUAAUUUAGAUCCUGACCGAGAUCAGUGGACUAGCAAAUCCAGAACAGAAGAACCGGAGGAAAUGGAGAAUAUUAGUCCAAAAUCUAUUCCAAAUGUCAAACCAAAACCACUUCUUAAUACUCCGGACAAUAAAAAAGAUCAACUUUGUUCGGUUUGUAAGAAAAAUUUAGUCUAUUAUCCUGACAGUAAUAAAUGA
Funneliformis geosporum is the source of this 603-nucleotide messenger RNA. The record is from the annotation of a GenBank genome assembly. Lineage: Eukaryota; Fungi; Glomeromycota; Glomeromycetes; Glomerales; Glomeraceae.